This is a messenger RNA of Drosophila ananassae, 684 nucleotides long. It is a transcript of the gene snRNP-U1-C, whose product is annotated as U1 small nuclear ribonucleoprotein C. Gene Ontology annotation, cellular component: nucleus; U1 snRNP. Lineage: Eukaryota; Metazoa; Arthropoda; Insecta; Diptera; Drosophilidae. The transcript has a single exon. Bases 129 to 572 code for a protein of 147 amino acids. Gene Ontology annotation, biological process: mRNA 5'-splice site recognition; spliceosomal snRNP assembly; mRNA splicing, via spliceosome. Gene Ontology annotation, molecular function: pre-mRNA 5'-splice site binding; zinc ion binding. The record is from RefSeq and is a predicted model, not a curated record.
UAAAUCAGUAAUAUCGCCAGUGAGUACCUACAUAAAAGAUUACUUUUUCUGGGGGUCACAUUGCUUACGGAAAAUAAAACAAAGUCAAAAUAUUUUCGAUUCUCCGCAAAAUUAAAUAAAAUAGUGCAAUGCCGAAGUACUAUUGCGACUACUGCGAUACGUACUUGACCCACGACUCGCCCUCGGUGCGGAAGACGCACUGCACCGGCCGCAAGCACCGCGACAAUGUCAAGUUCUACUACCAAAAGUGGAUGGAGGAGCAGGCCCAGCACUUGAUUGACGCCACCACCGCCGCCUUUAAAGCCGGCAAAAUCACAAACAAUCCGUUCGCUGGAGGACCGGCGGCGGCGGGGCCUCCGAAGCCUGCGGGUGUUUCCAUUCCGCCGCCGAACUUGGGCGCUCCGCCCAGACCGGGAAUGCCUGGAAUGCCGUACAUGCCGCCGAUGAUGAAUCCCAUGAUGACGGGCAUGCGCCCGCCACCCAUUCUCAACCCCAUGGCCAUGAUGGGACCACCGCCACCAUUGGGCACCAUUCCCGGUGUCCGUCCGCCAAUCAUGAACGGACCAAAGUGACAGAACGACAUGGGUAUUUCCUCCGCCUCAUAGGAUGUCCUAAUUAAGCUGUACCAUAUAAGUAACUCCAAUUUUUACCAAACCAAUUAUAUAAAUUUAUAUAAAAAGGAAA